CUGUCGGAGUUCUCCGCCGGAGCUGCCGAUGACGCUUCCGAGGAUUCUUGUAGUAUUUGUCUCGAGCCGUUCAGCACCGACGAUCCUGCUACUGUAUUAUCCUCGUUCAUCAUUCUCUACUCUAUUUCUGUCAUAUUAUCAAUUGCUUGUGCUUUCCUUUUAAAUUUGUUUCUUUUUUUGUAUCUACAUUUAAUGAUUUUUUAGGCAUUUUCAUGAUGAUCGUCGAUUGAUUGGAUCUUUGAUUUAGAUGAGUUGUAGCAUCAUGAUCGUUUAUUCCUAGUCGUUUUCUGUCUCUUUUUACGUCCUUCUGUUUUUAUCAUCACCAAAGAAAUUUCAGUAAAGUUCCGGUUUUAUAUUUCUAUCGAAGUUUUAUUUGCCAUAAUGGAUAUUUUGGUGUGUAGUUGAGAGAGGCUUCGCUAUGUUUCUUCCCUUUACCCUUGCCUCGGAAAGGGAAAACUUUACUAUCUAAUCUUUAGGGAAAAUCUUUUAUUUCCAAACAGAGUUGGAUUUGUUGACUUAGUAAUGUAUAUCGAACAACAGAUUUCCUCCAAGGUCUUCUUGCAUUUACUGCUAUACCUUCUUUUGUGGCAUGGAUGCUCACACUGUGCGUUUGGACAAUUUACAACAUGGGUGUAUCAUGUAUGUUUCUGUUUUUGCUGUUGCCUGCUUGUCUUCUUGCUGAUGGCUAUGCGGUGCUACCGAAGGACAAAAGCAACAUUUUUCUUGUUAACUGUAAAAUUACCAACUGCAGGCAUGAAUAUCAUCUUCAGUGUAUUCUUGAAUGGUCACAAAGAAGCAAAGAAUGCCCAAUUUGCUGGCAGUUUCUUGUCUUGCAAGACCCUACCAGCCAGGAGCUACUUGCAGCAGUGGAGGGUGAAAGGAGCCCAAGGUCAAGGAACUCAUCCCCCACAGAAUCCACAUUUCUUCAUCAUUUCCAGGGAGAUUUUGGUUAUGAUCAUGAUGCUUCUUACUCGGAUGACUCCGAUCUCGAUGAGCAUAUUAUGCAGCAUGUAGUUGCUGCAGCAAGUGGAGCCCCUUAUGUUCACAGAAGGGAAAGGCAGAGAUCUUCUGGUCUUGGUCCUUCUGAAAGUCUUGUUUUUCCUCCUACAGAUGUGCCUGAUGUGCAGACAAUAAACACUCCGUCACCAGAAGAAUAUCAAAAUUCAGGCAGUGUGUCAUCUGAAAGCAAUUCCCCAGCCCACAGCGAUCAAUCUGCUAUCAAUGCUCAACCUCUGUCAUCAGGGGUUCCCUCUGUUGUGAAUAUGGUGUCUAGCACAGCUGCCAACAGAGAUGGUCUAGCUAAACCCAGAGUUAUUUUUGACCAGCCACUGCCUAGUAGUCCGAGGAGACCAAGCCCAUCUGACUUGCUUUCUUUUUCUGACUCAAUUAAAUCUAGACUUUCGGCUGCUUCAGCAAGAUACAAGGAAUCGAUCUCAAAAGGUACACGAGGUUUCAAGGAAAAACUACUUUCACGUAAUAACUCAGUCAAGGAGCUGAGCAAAGGAGUUCAGCGUGAGAUGAAUGCAGGUAUUGCUAGUGUUACAAGGAUGAUUGAGCGCCUAGAUCCUAUCUUAAAACGCACUGGAGCAUCUAAUCCUGAUUCCAGCUUUACUGGGGGAACCUCAAAUGUCUCUCAUAAGGGGAAGGGUGUGCAAGAAAAUGUGAUCACUCCUAGUGGAAAUAAUGGGGAAAUCUCAAAUGAUUUGAGUCCUGAUGCAUCACCUCUUGCUUCGGUUACCAUCUCAGACCGAGUUGAAGUUUUUCCUUUGCAGAGCGGACAAUGAUGGUUUCAAGAUUGAGAUUGCAAACUCAAGCACGGUUUGUAUGUUUUAUCUACUACACAGUAGAAGGUAUUUCAUGCAAGUGACGAACACGAAGGGUACCAAUCAGCCAUCCUUGAUGAUUGGUUUGCGUCCUGCAUUAAUAAUUCACUGUUCUGACCAUUUGGGGGAUGUUUCUGAAGGGAUUUGGUUCUUUAUUUAUAGGCGUGUAAGAUCCCUUUUAUAAUGCUUAUGAUAUUAACACUAGUUUUCUCAAAAUGAUGUGAGAUGAUCAAAGGGAAUUCUAGAAAAGUUCAUUGUCAUACCUCUUGCUUUUAAUGUUCCUUCUUUUAUUUAAUCAUAUAUUCUAGCCAUGCUAUUAUGGUUUUUUGGA
This is a messenger RNA of Vitis riparia (riverbank grape), 2154 nucleotides long. RefSeq names its product E3 ubiquitin-protein ligase RHF1A-like. Gene Ontology annotation, molecular function: ubiquitin-protein transferase activity; zinc ion binding. Bases 594 to 1784 code for a protein of 396 amino acids. The transcript has 8 exons. Lineage: Eukaryota; Viridiplantae; Streptophyta; Magnoliopsida; Vitales; Vitaceae. The record is from RefSeq and is a predicted model, not a curated record.